Molecule: messenger RNA, 1017 nt
Organism: Pelecanus crispus (Dalmatian pelican)
Lineage: Eukaryota; Metazoa; Chordata; Aves; Pelecaniformes; Pelecanidae
Gene: TAF1D
Product: TATA-box binding protein associated factor, RNA polymerase I subunit D
Biological process (GO): regulation of DNA-templated transcription
Cellular component (GO): RNA polymerase transcription factor SL1 complex; nucleoplasm; nucleus
Source: RefSeq, a predicted model, not a curated record
AUGACUGAUACAGAUGAAUCCCAGGCUUCUGGCUCUGAUUACCCUGAUGCCCAAGAGCUAAUAUGCAGUCAGCAGAAAGAACCAUAUAAGGUACAUGCAUGUGAAACAAAUACACAAAUGGAGCGUUCAUGUUCAAGGCAGAAGAAUGCUGCUCCUGAGGAGUCUUCAGAUCAGCUUAACGGUAUAUGUAAAUCAUCAGCUGCUUCAGCUGGAGUUAUCCUGGACAGCAGUGAUUCGGAAAUCAGCCUCUCUGCUGCUAGUGGCAGCGAAUACCAUCCUCAGCGCUCCAUUGCAACUUCAAACCAAGAGAGAGCUCAACCUUCAAGGCAACAAGCAGAAUCUACUGUGGGAGUGCCUGACAGUGAAAGUUCAGAUUCUUCUCUGUCUCCUCAAAGUCCAGUGAAAUCAUCAGAAACUUCCAAAAAGCAGAAGUCAAAACUCAAUUUGAAAGCCAUUUUUGCCUAUCACUUCAGGGGAAAGAAGUUUAAGGCUGCUGCACACCGAAGAUACAAGGGUGGCUCAGGGAAGAAGAAGAAAAAGUAUGAGAGCACACAGAUGCCUACGGGGAGGCCGCCACUGACAGCAUCACCACAAGAACAAAAGAGAAGGCUCCUAGAUAGAGGUUUUCAAUUCCCUUUUGUUGAAAAACACUAUGGGAAGAAACACAUUCCUUUAAAGAUGGUUCUUGGCUAUGAGCAAGCAGCUGCAAAGGGAUAUUUCCAGUACGUUGAAGUACUUAAAUAUGAAGAACAUCUCAAAAAGGCUUUAAAAGCCCUUCAGGCUAGUGAAGACUUAGAAAGAGAAUGUCUGGCAGUACGGAAACACAAAUAUUUAGAUGAUGAAGGCCCCAUUUCCCCUAUCCAGGAGACGAAUGAUGAUAACUGCUUGAAUUCUGAUAAUCAUGAGGACCUUGAUGCCAGAGUAGUGGAGAAUAGCUCUUUCAUUAUAAGCAGCAAAAUUCCCAGUAAGAAAAAAUCAAAGCCAGAAACGAAAUGUGCAAAAUCAACUGUAAAGUGA